Drosophila kikkawai is the source of this 537-nucleotide messenger RNA. RefSeq lists its product as uncharacterized. The record is from RefSeq and is a predicted model, not a curated record. NCBI's taxonomy places the organism in Eukaryota, Metazoa, Arthropoda, Insecta, Diptera, Drosophilidae.
AUGUUCUCCACAUGGCUAAACUGUUUGCGGAUCAUUUUGUUGCUCAUUCACCUGAUACAUUACACAGAAGCCAAGAGACACCUAAGAUGGGAGUGCUUUGACUGUAACAUAGGUCCGCAGUUCUCAGACAAAAUGAAAUGCAGCGUGGGCGGCACUAGAAACUCCGUGUUAAAUGUGGAAAUUAACUUGCAAGAAGAACUAGAUGCCAUCAAGACUUAUGUAAAGAUUUCAACCAGAUUCAAGAGCACAAGUCCCUACAGAAAGUUCUUUGAUAUAACCUUUGAUGGAUGCCGCGUGAUAUCGGAUAUGGUACAAGGAACCAUGGUUUCAAAUAUGUUUAACGCAGUUGUGCGAUCGAGUAAUCAGCCCAGAAAGUGUCCCAUAAAAAAGGGCCUGAUUUACUAUCACAACAUAAGCAUAGAGGAUGCCUUACCCAUGUUUGUGCCCAGCAGCCAUCUCUUUAUUCAAGUGGACUUCUUUUCCAAGCGGCAAUCGUAUUUAAAUGUGACUCUCAGGGGAGAGAUAUUGGACAAAUAA